Messenger RNA from Trichosporon asahii var. asahii CBS 2479, 1440 nucleotides. RefSeq lists its product as uncharacterized. Gene Ontology annotation, molecular function: DNA-binding transcription factor activity. The coding region runs from base 1 to 1440 and encodes 479 amino acids. Lineage: Eukaryota; Fungi; Basidiomycota; Tremellomycetes; Trichosporonales; Trichosporonaceae. The record is from RefSeq and is a predicted model, not a curated record. The transcript has 2 exons. Gene Ontology annotation, biological process: regulation of DNA-templated transcription.
AUGACCCAGCUCCUCGCCGGCCCGCAUUCGUCUUCAGGUCAUCCACACCAGAUCAGAGCCUCUCGUUCACGCACACACGAGCCACCCAGAUCUACCGCCUCUCAGACACUAGUGUUUGACCCGGACCUCGGUGUGGGAGGAAAGAGUAUGAAUGGGCCUAUCAACUUGCUUGUUAAGGCGGCGCUGGAGGUGGCAGACGACGACCACCAACGUAAUCCCCUCGCCCAUUCCACCGCCGCGGACCAACCCCAUCCCGCCUCAGUGGCCACCCAAAGCACCGCUCAUCCGCACGCGUACUCCCGCCCUCAUCAUGAGCACCCGCAACAUUAUGCAGCACCCCAUUCCCACGACUAUGGACACUAUGCCGACGUACCUCGUCAAGCACCUGGUGGUUCUGACAGGAAUCGCAUGGUGAGUGGUGAUCGUGCACAGAUGGGGCCUCCUGGUCACCCGCGCGACGACGAGCGAUAUGCAUCUCACCAAGGUCAUGGCUGGAUGCCGGGUCCCCCGCCACCAGGCUUCGACUACCACCACCAACCACCACCGCCGCCCCACCACCAGCAGGGGUACUAUGGUGGACCUGGCUAUCAUCAUCCUCAGGCUCACCCGUACCCGCCGCACGGCUACCACGACGGCGGGUGGCAGGCACCUCCCCCUCAGCACGGCGGUCGGCAUGACUGGCCACCUGAGGCUUACUACCGCCCGAUGUCGCACUCCUCCGAAGAGCAGGCGAGGCAGAGGCGCAGUGGUGGAUCCGCAGAGGGCGGCGAGCCCUCAUCGCCACAGAAGCGUUACCGCGACACGCCUCGGCACAGCAGCAGCCCCGAAGAGGCGAGCGGUGCCAGUGGCAGUUCUAAGACGACGUCCUCUGGAAGCUCUGACGAGUAUCAGCCCACGACUAAGAAGGUGCGCAAGAAUCCCGGCCGCACUACUCGCGCCAGCGCCCGCCUCCGCGCUACCACCGCCGUCAAGGAGGAGUCGCCCGAAACAACCACGCCGGAGAGCAUGAGCUCCCUCCGCGAGUCCAAUGGCUCCAGUAGUGUCCCCAAGAUUGGUCCUGACAAUGAGGGCGAUGAGGACGGAGACGGCGAAGGCAACGAUGACCAGGAAGACGCAGACGGCGAGGAGAAGCCCAAGCCGAAGAGGCGGAAGUACGUCCGCCGCGACCAAGCCCGCCGCAAGGAGCAGAACGCCCAGGCGCAGAAGAAGUUCCGUCAGAAGAAGAAGAAGCUGGCUGAGCAGGUACGUGACGAUCUACAACGUGGACGGUCCACUGACAGCGCUCAGAUGAAGACGGACCUGGACGAGGCGCUCGAGAGGGCCACGAUGCUCGCUGAGAAGCUCGACAAGGCGAAUGAGCAGAUCGUGGCCAUGGGCGUCGAAAUCAACCAGCUCCGCCUUGGCAUGAUGAAGUGCAAGUGUGUCGGUCCUGACACGUAG